GCUGGUCUGAAAGUGGUGGAGAGACACAGAACCACAGGGGAAGAGGGAGAUAAUGACAAUAACAGUAAUAACCCUAAUAACCCGGGUGCUGCCUGCGCCGCAGCGAGGAGCCAGCCCGGCGUCCCGGCACUGACGGGGCCCGAAGCCGCAGAGAGAGAGGAGUAACCCCGGCGUCCCUCGAGAGCUUCUCCCCGCGCCCGAGGAGCGCCGGACGGUAACAUCGGCAGCGCCCCCGAGGAGCACCGGGCUCGGGGGGACGCGGAGAGGAGCCGGCUCCGGCAGCCACCCGCCCGCUCGCACCGGCUCCGCGGAGGCCUCCUCGCCCCUCUCCUCCGGCCCCAUGGAGCAGCGGGAGUAAAGAGCGAGGAGGACAAAAAGGGGGGCAGAAAGAGAGCGAGCGCGCCCCGGUGGGGGAGAAGGAGGUGGAAGCCGGAGGAAGCGCCCCGUCCCCCGCCUCGCUGCCGAAGGCGGCAGGGCACCGCCGCCUGUCCUCGCCGUCCACCGGCGGGGGAAGGGGCCAGCCCCCUGCCAGCGACACCCGGGGCGGCCGGGUGAGGCGGGCGCGGAGCCCCGCUGCCCUGCUCUGCCCGCACUGCCUGCCCUGCCCUGCCUGUCGCCGCGGAGCUGUCCAAGCCGGCGCGGGGGCAGAAACCCCCCGGGCCCCCUCGCCGCCCUUGAGGCCGCGCCGAGGGGCGGGGGUCGCGCCCGCCCAGCGGAGCCGCGGGGAGGCCGCCGGCGCCGCCGCCGCCGCCAUGAAGCUGGAGGUGUUCUCGCAGCACUACGAGGACAAGCUGAGCGCCGGCAGCGACCAGGAAGGCAGCGGCUCCCUCUCCCCGGCGCCGGCUGAGAGCGAGCUGGGCUCGGACGGCGACUGCGCCGCCAACAGCCCGGGCAGCGGGGUCGUGCGGCCGGGGCACCCCCCGCCGCCGCCCCCCGCCCCGCAGCCGCCGCCGCCGCCGGCCGAGAGCGCCAAGGGGAAGCCCUACACGCGGCGGCCGAAGCCGCCCUACUCCUACAUCGCGCUGAUCGCCAUGGCCAUCCGCGACUCGGCCGGCGGCCGCCUGACCCUGGCCGAGAUCAACGACUACCUGAUGAGCCGCUUCCCCUUCUUCCGCGGCGCCUACACCGGCUGGCGCAACUCGGUGCGCCACAACCUCUCCCUCAACGACUGCUUCGUCAAGGUGCUGCGCGACCCGGCGCGGCCCUGGGGCAAGGACAACUACUGGAUGCUCAACCCCAGCAGCGAGUACACCUUCGCCGACGGCGUCUUCCGCCGCCGCCGCAAGCGCCUCAGCCGCGCCGCCCCGCCGCCGCAGCCCGCCCGCCCCGCCGCCGCCGCCGCGCCGCCGCCGCCGCCGCAGGAGGCGGCCGGAGCGGGCGCCGCGUCCCCCGGCGGUUCCCCGCGGUGCUGCUGCGCCUCCUCGCCCUGCAACUGCGCGCCGGGCGCCGCCGCCAAGGAGGCAGCGGCGGUGAGCGGCGGGGCGGCGGCGGCGGCGGGCGGUGGCGGCGCCAAGUUCUCCAGCUCCUUCGCCAUCGAGAGCCUCCUCCGGCGGCCGGCGGGGCCCCGCGCCGCCCCGCAGCAGCAGCCGCCGCCGCCGCACGCCCGCCUCCUCUGGCCGGCGCCGCCCGCGCCCCCGCACCUGCUGCCCGGUCCCUACCCGCUGCUCCCCUACCCACCUGCCGCGCAGCCCCCGCCCGCCGCUGCCGCCGCCCUCUACGGCGGCGGCCUCCUGCAGCUCUGCGCCUACGGGCUGGGCGAGCCGCCGCCGCUGCUGCUGGGGGGCGGGCGGCAGGCGCUGGCCCAGGGCGAGCCGCCGCCGGCGGAGCGGCCGCGGGCGCCGCUCUUCCCCGCCGCCCUCUCGAAGGGCGGGCGGGGGCCGCCGCCCGGCUCCCCGCUCUACGGGCCACUUCGGCUGGCCGGGCCGCUGCAGCCGGCGGCGGGGGGCUCGGCCUCCUUCCAGCCGUACGCCGUGGAGACCCCCCUGGCUUAAUGGAGCCCCCCUCCUCCCCUGCGAGGGGCCUGCCCGGGGAGGCGGGGAGGGGGAAAGGAGGAGGCUCUGGAUCCCGCACUUUAACUCCAGAGGCGACCAAAGCCUCCAAGCAAAAGCCUCGGUGACUGUGCCUUAGUGAAAUGA
Molecule: messenger RNA, 2135 nt
Organism: Gymnogyps californianus (California condor)
Lineage: Eukaryota; Metazoa; Chordata; Aves; Accipitriformes; Cathartidae
Gene: FOXQ1
Product: forkhead box Q1
Exons: 1
Coding region: 753-1991 (412 amino acids)
Biological process (GO): regulation of transcription by RNA polymerase II; cell differentiation; anatomical structure morphogenesis
Molecular function (GO): RNA polymerase II cis-regulatory region sequence-specific DNA binding; DNA-binding transcription factor activity, RNA polymerase II-specific
Source: RefSeq, a predicted model, not a curated record